Molecule: messenger RNA, 549 nt
Organism: Podospora anserina S mat+
Lineage: Eukaryota; Fungi; Ascomycota; Sordariomycetes; Sordariales; Podosporaceae
Exons: 2
Coding region: 1-549 (182 amino acids)
Source: RefSeq, a predicted model, not a curated record
AUGUACUUUUUCUCCCUCCUUCCCCUCCUCAUCACAGCCACCACCUCCUCCCCUUCCCCGGGUGGUCAAGUCCUUCCCCGACAGUCCUCCCCACCCCCGACCAACCCCUCCUUCAUCUCGACCAUCCUCGCCACAGCCAACGCCUACCGCUCCGCCCACGCCGCCCGCCCGCUGACCUGGGACGCGAACCUCGCCGCUUUUGCGUUGCAAAAGGCGAAUGGAUGCCAGCUUAACCAUGCCGGCCCAUACGGCGAAAACGCCUACUGGUCAUGGUACUACCCGCCUACGCACCAACCUGAUUUUACGGCGGAGAUAGGCUGGGCGUUUGAGGCCUGGAACUCGCAGGAGGAGAUUGAUGCUUACGUUGCUGGGGACUUGCUGGGGGGAGCGCACUUUACGCAGACGGUUUGGAAGGCUACGGAGAGGGUUGGGUGUGCUUUUAGCGGGGGGAGGUGCGUGGGGAAUCCGGAUCAGGAGUGGUGGUUUUAUUGUGAUUUUUGGCCGAGGGGGAAUGUGAGGGGGUGGUAUGGGGGUAAUGUUACUGUUUGA